Molecule: messenger RNA, 617 nt
Organism: Cuscuta epithymum
Lineage: Eukaryota; Viridiplantae; Streptophyta; Magnoliopsida; Solanales; Convolvulaceae
Source: the annotation of a GenBank genome assembly
GUCAAACUUGGCAAUCCUUUUAGGGACGGAGGGAGUAGCAAUAGAUGAACAUGGAGUAGCUUGAUACAAUGUAAUUGUUCAGCUGCGUUUUCUGCUUUGUUCCGCCGUGAAUGAUCUCUUCCAAACCGGCUGACUGAUUGCUUUCCUACGGCCUGCCAUUGCUCCCAGUAGAUGACCUGCCCUUUUUUUCUCUCGUUCUUGCUGCUAAGUGCAGCUUUCUUCCGACCCAGAGCUACUUGCCGCUUAAUGAUUGCGGGUGUGAAUUGUUCUGCGGCAGAAUUGUUGUGUGGCCGGUUGCUCUCCCUGAUUUUAUCUCCUUUUUCUUCGGUUGAGACUGAUGGAUCAACCUGUCCCUUCUUGUUUGGCCGCCCAUGUGAGCCGCAGCUGCCUGCUAACUUUCCUCUUCUUGUUUUUGUUGGCCGACUACUCCAUCUUAUCUCAUUUGUUUAUUUUGUUCUUUUUCCUUCUCUUUAUUUUGUUUUGUUUUCUUUGUUACGCAGCUUGGCUGCUUUUGUGAUUUUUUUUUGUGUGUUUUUUUCUUUCUUUUGUUUAUUCUGAUUUUGAAAUGCAGCUACACUGCUUGUUUUUUUUAUUUCCUUUUCCUGAUUUGUUUUUGC